AGCCGAGGGCUACUUUCCUACUUUUCCGAUUAAUAUAUGGAAUGUCUCUCCACAUUGUGCUCGCUACGACACACGCAAGCUGUUUUGACGUUCGGUGGAGGGACACAAGACAGAAUAUAUAUUCCUGGACAUCGGUUAGACAUUGAGAAAUAUUGUAGAUUUAUCUCCUGCGUCACAAUCGAACAAUUUCAAGAAGCCUGUGGCCGUCAACUUGAUGCUAUGGUCCAUUUACAGAGAAGCAAAAAAUCAGAUAUUAGACAAUGGGAGAGUUAUUCGGGAAUGAAGUUUUUAUCAAAGGUCAAAAAUCAACACCCCGGAAAUGACCCGGAAAAUAUCAAUGUCAAUGUUAUUCCAGAUUUUCCAAUCCCUGGUGGCGGGAAAUUCCGGAAGUUCAAACCCGAUGAAAUAAAGACUUUGUUGAACUCAGAUGCAAGAUGUGUUCUUUAUCCCAAAUCCUUAUACAACCUCAAUAUAUCAGAAUCUCAAGACGACAACCUGAAUCAUGUGGAACUGGUGACCAAUCAAAAAGACAUUGGCAGAUUCACCGACUACCAGUUGUAUCUAUCGAUAUCAGAGGCUUCAGGAAGUCCGGAAUACAUCAAAAAUAUUGCUGGGGAAUUUGUCUCGAGUAAACUGAAAAGUCGCCCUUUUGUCAGCGUUCAUUGGAGAUUUAAUAAAAGAGAUUUCAUGACAAGGUGUCGUGACUCCCCAAAGAGCGAUACCUUUAAAAAGAUGCUUUGCAAGAAUGUGAUGCGCAUAAAACCUGGGGAUAUAGCACAGACUAUUGAAAAGAAUAUUUCAGACCUGAGACGAAAUCAUUUGAAUAUAAAAGAUAUUUACAUCGCUUCACCGCCAAGCGAGAGAUCGGUGGUGGCCGGAGUCGCAAAAUUGCUAUACGAUAAGCACGGUUGGUUGACAUUUUCGUCUCUCGAUUUGGAUGAAUUCAUGAAGGCAAAGUACGAUUCAUGUGAAAUAUUAAAGUUACAUUUUGAAGACAUUGUUUCGACAACUGAGAUGGAGAUCUGUGGACUUGGGUCCGCUUUUCUCGGUUCUGCUCGCUCCACGUGGACUAAUAGUGUCAAUCUUGCUCGAAGUACGUCCACAGACGCGAACAUACGACCAGAAUUCGACGGGGAUAUAUUCAUGCUAUCAAUUUCAACAACAUAGAGAAUGUAAAAGAAGAUUGAGAACGCAAAGAUGGUGAAGAAAGAGGGAGAGAUAGCAAGGGAAUGAAGAACUAAUCGAUAAUUUAAUCUCGCACAUAAGAACCAAAGAUAUUGCCCAGCAAUUAGUCUUGUUGACUGAAUUACACCGAAGUUCAAAAUUUUCGAUUCCAAACCUUAUGUCAGUCACCAGAUCUAGGGUGUCAUAAAGAGAGUUGGCCAGGGUGGUCCAAGGUUGCGAGAUUGAAGGAUUGAUUUUUUUGAGAAGUUAUUGCGGGUCGCAGUCGGAAAACCCCAAAAGUGAUCAAAAGACUGCGAGUUUAUUUACUUGAAUAAAUUGCUCUUUUCUUGCUUUUGGUUACUCACAUGGCUCACGCAUGAGAAUAGAACUAAAAAAUUUACGAAACUAAAGUCACAAAACGUCUUUCCAGAUAAGGAGUUGCUUGAAACGAGUUUAAGGUGCUAAGUUGAUAUGAAAAGCGGGAUUAAUCUCAUCGGCCAGGCCCCAUCUUCGCAAGACCUAGGUUUGUACAAAGCGUUUUAACUUUUGGGCGAAAUCAUACACAAACAUAAGUCCAAGUGUUAUCAUCAUUAUUAUACACACCCUGUAUAAUACAUAACGUAAAUAUUUAUUUAUUUGAAAAAGAGGGUGAAUUCACGAUAAAAAAAAAUAUGAAUUUACAAAUUGUUUAUUGUUUGCUUGAAUUUACUAUUUAUUUUUUUUUUCGUUAUUUCGUAAACGUAUUUUAUAUUACAGCUAUAAAAUGGAUAUAAUACUGUGCAACUUUCAAAAUUACAAUACAUAUUGAGCAAAAUAUAGAAAAAA
Messenger RNA from Styela clava, 1989 nucleotides. Lineage: Eukaryota; Metazoa; Chordata; Ascidiacea; Stolidobranchia; Styelidae. The record is from RefSeq and is a predicted model, not a curated record.